Molecule: messenger RNA, 4281 nt
Organism: Punica granatum (pomegranate)
Lineage: Eukaryota; Viridiplantae; Streptophyta; Magnoliopsida; Myrtales; Lythraceae
Source: RefSeq, a predicted model, not a curated record
UCAAAAUCGUUGAAGGGGUCCGACAUUAAAUUAAAUCCAUCCUCUAUAUCUCCGAAGACUUCACCGUAGACCCAUCAACUCGGGUCGGGUCCACCUCCUCCUUCCUCUGACACUUCACCCCCCCCACCGCAUCAGUAAAGCAAACGCCCGCAGAUCUAUCAGUAUCCGGCGCGAACAUCGCCUGAGCAGAGCAGCGGUUGCAGUCGGCCGGCGAGGCGUCGUAUCACGGCGCGGUUUCUGCUUCGUAGAUUAGAUCCCGUCACCGUCGAUACGACCAAUAUCACGGCGGGGGAGAGAUAGUAACUGGCCGGCGAGGCGACAUUUCCGACCCCGAUCAUGCCCUUCUCCUCCUACCUCGGCAAGGCCCGCCGCACUGGAGGAGGGGGAGCAUGGGCCUCCUCCACCGCCGCGGGCCCAGCGUCCGGCCCGCUCCUCCCUUCCUCCUCGUCCCCUGCCGCCAAGUCCAAGCAGCGCAAGCCCCGCAGGCGCACGGCCCUGGCGAACUUCCUCCUCGCCAACAUCUUCACCGUCGCCCUCUCCGUCUCCCUCCUCUUCUUCCUUCUUACUCUCUUUCUCUACGGCGUUCCCCACCCGAUCUCCUCCCGCUUCCACCCGAAGCGCCACCCGCUCAGGAAGGUCAGGCCGAAGUCGGCCGCCCACCACAGGCGCGGGAACAACUCUGGCCUUGGUUUCGCCGCCGUGGAUAUAACCACCAAGGAUUUGUACGAUAAGAUCGAGUUCUUGGACCUCGACGGCGGCCCCUGGAAGCAGGGUUGGAGGGUGAGAUAUAAGGGGAGCGAGUGGGACGACGAGAAGCUGAAGGUGUUCGUGGUGCCGCACUCGCAUAAUGACCCGGGUUGGAAGCUCACGGUCGAGGAAUACUAUGAUCGCCAGUCGAGGCAUAUAUUGGAUACCAUUGUUGAGAGUCUCUCGAAGGAUUCUAGGCGAAAAUUUAUUUGGGAAGAGAUGUCUUACCUGGAGAGGUGGUGGAGAGAUGCCUCGGACAUGCAAAAAGAAUCCUUUGCGGAUUUAGUGAAUAAUGGGCAAUUGGAGAUAGUUGGCGGUGGCUGGGUAAUGAAUGAUGAGGCAAACUCACAUUUUUAUGCCAUAAUUGAACAGAUGAUAGAAGGUAAUAUGUGGCUGAAUGACACCCUCGGUAUCAUCCCCAAAAACUCCUGGGCGAUAGAUCCAUUUGGCUACUCCCCAACAAUGGCCUACCUUUUACGUCGAAUGGGCUUUGAAAACAUGCUUAUACAGAGAACCCACUAUGAGCUCAAGAAGGAGCUUGCCCUCCACAAGAACUUAGAGUACAUUUGGCGCCAGAGCUGGGACACUGAAGAAUCCACAGACAUUUUUGUCCACAUGAUGCCCUUCUACUCAUAUGAUAUCCCCCACACUUGUGGGCCUGAGCCUGCUGUCUGCUGCCAGUUCGAUUUUGCUCGAAUGCGGGGCUUUAUGUAUGAGUUGUGUCCUUGGAGAGAGGACCCGGUGGAGACCAACCAAGAAAAUGUCGAGGAAAGGGCCAUGAAACUGCUAGAUCAGUACAGGAAGAAAUCGACUCUUUAUCGGACUAACACCCUGUUGGUUCCUCUAGGUGAUGAUUUCCGAUACAUCAGCAUUGAUGAGGCCGAAGCCCAGUUCAGGAACUACCAGAUGCUGUUUGAUUACAUCAAUUCAAACCCGAGCUUGAAUGCGGUGGUUAAUUUCGGCACAUUAGAAGACUAUUUUCGGACUCUUCGCGAGGAGACUGACAGAGUUAACUACUCAAUGCCAGGUGAGUUGGGGUCUGGCCUGGUCGGUGGCUUUCCUUCCCUCACUGGGGAUUUCUUCACUUAUGCCGACAGGCAACAAGACUACUGGAGUGGUUAUUAUGUCUCGAGGCCCUUCUUCAAGGCCGUGGAUCGUGUUCUUGAGCAUACUCUCCGUGCCUCUGAGAUUUUGAUGGGUUUCUUGCUUGGGUAUUGUCAGAGGUCUCAGUGUGAGAAGCUGCCUGUAGGAUAUUCUUACAAGUUGACUGCUGCGAGGAGAAACUUAGCUCUCUUUCAGCAUCACGAUGGAGUGACAGGGACUGCUAAAGACCAUGUGGUCCAGGAUUAUGGAAGCCGCAUGCACACUUCCCUGCAGGACCUACAGAUUUUCAUGUCCAAAGCCAUUGAGGUGCUUCUUGGGAUCCGCCACGAUAAGUCCGAUCAGAGCCCAUCCCUGUUCGAGCCUGAGGAGGUGAGGUCCAAGUAUGAUGCUCAUCCGAUGCACAGGGUGGUUGCAACCCCUGAGGGCAUGGCCCAUUCGGUGGUUUUCUUCAAUCCCUUGGAGCAAGCGAGAGAGGAGACCGUGAUGGUGGUUGUUGACAGGCCCGAUAUCACGGUAUUGGACUCAAACUGGACUUGCAUCCAGAGCCAACUCUCCCCCGAGCUUCAGCAUGAUAAAAGGAAUAUAUUUACGGGCAGGCAUAGAGUUCAUUGGAAAGUCUCUAUUCCUGCAAUGGGGGUGCAGACUUAUUAUAUUGCUAAUGGUUUCGUAGGUUGUGAGAAGUCUGAACCUUCUAGACUUAAAUAUUUCUCAGAGUCCGGUAAUUUGUCUUGUCCAGUCCCUUAUGUUUGCAUGAAACUCGAAGGCGAAGAUACUGUGAGAAUUCAGAACAAGCAUCAGACACUGACCUUCGAUGUCAAGCAUGGGCUAUUGCAGAAGGUAACUCAACCAGAAGGAUCACUGAACAUUAUUGGUGAAGAGAUAAACAUGUAUUCCAGCUCAGGGGGUGCCUACCUUUUCUUACCCCUUGGGGAUGCAGAACCUAUCAUCAAAGCUGGCGGGACUUUGCUCGUUUCCGAGGGCCCACUGAUGGAAGAGGUCUUCUCAUUCCCAAAGACGAAAUGGGACAGUUCUCCCAUCUCCCUCAGCACUCGUCUCUAUAAUGUGGAAGAUUCCAUACAGGGGCUUCUUGUUGAGAAAGAGUACCAUGUUGAGCUCUUGGGUCCUGCUUUUAAUGACAAGGAGUUGAUUGUGAGGUACAAAACAGAUGUUGAUAGCAAGAGAAUCUUCUACACCGAUCUGAACGGGUUCCAGAUGGCUCGGAGGCAGUACUAUGAUAAGAUCCCACUUCAGGGAAACUACUACCCUAUGCCAUCACUGGCUUUCAUUCAGGGAUCCGAUGGCCAGCGAUUCUAUGUGCACUCAAGGCAGUCCUUGGGAGUGACAAGCAUCAGAGAUGGGUGGCUGGAGAUCAUGCUUGACCGCAGAUUACUACGCGAUGAUGGGCGGGGUCUAGGGCAGGGGGUCCUUGAUAACCGUGCAAUGACCACAACGUUCCACCUUCUCUUUGAGUCCAAUGUUUCUUCUGGCUCAGACCCAAUCUCAAACCCUCGUCCCUUGAGCCCCUCUCUUCUUUCUCAUCGUGUCGGGGCCCACUUGAACUACCCGUUACAUGCUUUUAUUGCAAAGAAGCCUCAGAAGACCUCUGUCCAGCCUCUCUCGAGGACCUUCUCUCCUUUAACUUCUCCCUUACCUUGUGACCUUCACAUCGUGACCUUUAAGGUCCCCCGGCCUCUCAAGUAUUCUCAGCAGGCAAGCGAGUCUCCACGGUUUGUGCUCAUGUUGCAGAGGUUGCAUUGGGAUUCCUCAUACUGUAAGAAGGGGAGAUCGGGUUGUUCAGUUAUGUCUGAUGAGCCGGUGAAUCUCUUCAACAUAUUCAAGAGCCUCUCAGUUCUGAAUGCAAGGAUGACUUCCUUGAAUCUCCUCCACGAGGACCCAGAGAUUAUGGGGUACGACGAGCAGGUCUCAGAGGUUCAGGAUCGGCCUCUGGUGAUCUCUCCAAUGGAAAUUCAGGCUUACAAGCUUGAAGUUAGGCCCCACCAAUGAUAAUAUUCCCUUGAAUUCAUUUUCAAACUCAUCAUCCCUCAGAGAGACUUAUUAAUCUGUAUCUGCUGCAAGCAGAUUGAUCACUGAAGCCGACGUGAUGGUUCGGCACUGGAGGGUCAGAACAUGUUGAAGGGCUGGUCUCGGUACGCAUAGAUAGAUUGCUGAUGCCAUGCUUAUGAUGAUAGAUUCUGAUACCUUCAUAUGUUGUUGGGCAAUGUGUUGCAAGGGAUCAUAGUUCUUUUGAGACCACGAGAAAUACCUGACUGUAUCUUUCUUCUUUCUGGGGUUUUAACAUUUUCUGUUCUACAUAGGAUGAAGGUUUCUUUUACGUGUAUAAUGAGUUUGUACCAUGACAAUUCCUAGUGAAGUCAUUUUUGUAGUUUGCAGUAGCAAUGUGGAAUCUUUCGUCAUUUGAAUUCUGUUUCA